Messenger RNA from Penaeus indicus, 1059 nucleotides. RefSeq names its product craniofacial development protein 2-like. Gene Ontology annotation, biological process: chromatin remodeling. The record is from RefSeq and is a predicted model, not a curated record. Lineage: Eukaryota; Metazoa; Arthropoda; Malacostraca; Decapoda; Penaeidae. The coding region runs from base 1 to 1059 and encodes 352 amino acids. Gene Ontology annotation, molecular function: catalytic activity. Gene Ontology annotation, cellular component: nucleus. The transcript has a single exon.
AUGCCACCCGGAAGUGGACCACAGACACAUCGCCCUAACUCUGUGGACAUGCGAGGGCUACCACAUCAAGAACGCGUGCGGCCAAAGAAAUUAGUUCAAAAUUUGCGAAUUGGGACUCUUAAUGUUGGAACAAUGACGGGAAGAUAUCGCGAUAUGGUAAACCUCAUGAUAGAAAGGAGAGUGGAUGUACUGUGCGUGCAAGAAACGAGAUGGACAAGAAACAAGGCAAAAGAACUUGGUGAGGGAUUUAAAUUAAUAUAUGGAGGAGCUGAUGACGAUAAAAGAAAUGGUAUAGGAAUUAUAUUAUCCCGAGAUUUGAAGGACUUGGUUACAGAAGUGAACAGGAGAAAUGAUCGAAUUAUGUGGGUGUGGCUGGUACUAGAGAUUUUUUCAGUGAAUAUUUUCAAUGUAUAUGCACCGCAAACGGGAUGUACAGAGGAAGAAAAGGCACAAUUUUGGACUGCUCUGCAAGAAGAAAUGGAAAAGGUUGAUGAAAGUGAAAGAUGCAUGGUUGGAGGAGACAUGAAUGGACACAUUGGAAGUGGAUAUGAUGCAUUCAGCCGGAUACAUGGGGGAAAUGUAUCCCAUGAUGGAAAUGGAGAUGGAAAUGAGGAUGUAGAGAAGAUAACUGACUUUGCUUUAUCCUUAAACAUGGUGAUUGGAAAUACUCUAUUUCGUAGGAGAAAUGAACACCUAAUUACUUACCUUAGUGGAGAGAGAGCAAGUCAGAUAGACUUUCUCCUCUACCGCAGUAGAAACAUCAAGGAGAUUAAAAACUGCAAGGCAAUACCGGGUGACCAUGUGACGUUACAGCAUCGGUUGGUAGCCAUCGACCUCGCCAUCCCUGUGACACGAAGGCAGAAAAGGAAAGUCACCACGGAGAAGAGAAUAAAGUGGUUCAAACUGAAAGAUCAUGACCUAAAGCAGCAGUUUAAAGACCGAGUUCUAAGAGAUAUUGACCUGGAAAUCGAGGAUGUCAACGAAUGGUGGAACAGAGUGAGUGCAAACAUCAUCGGAACUAGGAAAGAAGUGCUUGGUGAGACUAGUGGCAAAAUAUAG